Messenger RNA from Colletotrichum graminicola M1.001, 1644 nucleotides. Its product is annotated as NLI interacting factor-like phosphatase. The record is from RefSeq and is a predicted model, not a curated record. Gene Ontology annotation, molecular function: phosphoprotein phosphatase activity. Lineage: Eukaryota; Fungi; Ascomycota; Sordariomycetes; Glomerellales; Glomerellaceae. The coding region runs from base 1 to 1644 and encodes 547 amino acids. The transcript has 2 exons.
AUGCUGUCGAGGGCAGCUCGGAUCGCGCGCCUGCAGCCGACUGCGGCGCAGCUCUACCGCUCCGUCGCAACACCAGCUGCGAGACCCCGAUUCCGAGCUUCAUCAUGGAGCAGGGGUUUCGCGCAGGACAAUAAGCCCAAGGACCUCUCUUCGGGAAAGCCUACUGAUCAGCAGAAGCCUGCCGACUCAACACCAGGCGAGACCCCAGCUUCAUCGAGUGCCGACUACCAAGUAGCCUACGAGGAGGCUGCUGAAGCCUCGUCCAAAACUUCCUCGACCCAGACACCCAAAGACGGCGCUAAGCCAGAUGCCGCCGAUGCGACCGAAGCUCCUGAACAGCCCAUGCACACCGGCCCUCUGCCCGACCUCACCCAGGGCAUUCCCUCCACCUUGGCUUAUGAGAUGUCCGGCGCGACCAGCAAGGCGGCUCUUGCCGCCAUCGCUGAAGAGGAAGCCGUCGCUCAGGGUGGUGGACGUGGCCGUGGAGAGCUUCCCGACUCCGCAUACGUUUCCUCGACGGACAGAAAGCGUCAGCAGCUCGCAAGCCGCAUGUUUCUCGCCUUCGUUGGCUUCGGCGCCGCCGGUAUGCUCUAUCUCGGACGUAACUGGGACGACAAGGAAGAGGAAGCCAGACACGCAGAGACGGCCCCGAAUGGUUGGGGCUUUGGUGCCUGGUGGAACAGAGUCACUGCCCGUACCGGUGACUUCAUGAACUACUACCAAGAGCCUGCCUUUGAGAAGCUUCUCCCCGACCCUGACCCAUCUUUCGAGCGUCCCUACACCCUGUGCAUCAGCUUAGAGGACAUGCUCGUUCACAGCGAAUGGACCCGUGAACACGGCUGGAGAGUGGCCAAGCGUCCCGGUGUCGACUACUUCCUGCGCUACCUCAGCCAGUACUACGAGCUGGUUCUCUUCACCAGCGUACCCUUCGCCAUUGGCGAGCCCCUCGUCAGGAAGCUCGACCCCUUCCGCUUUAUCAUGUGGCCUCUCUACCGCGAAGCGACCAAGUACAAGGACGGAGAGGUUGUCAAGGAUCUUUCAUACCUGAACCGUGAUCUGUCCAAGGUUAUCAUCCUCGACACUAGCGAAAAACACGUCCAGAACCAGCCCGAGAACGCCAUUGUAUUGCCCAAGUGGACGGGUGACACCAAGGACAAGGAACUCGUCAGCCUCAUCCCGUUCCUUGAGUACAUUCAUACGAUGCAGUAUGGCGAUGUUCGCAAGGUUCUCAAGUCCUUCGAGGGCAAGCACAUUCCUACCGAGUUCGCCCGCCGCGAGGCUAUCGCGCGAGCCGAGUUCAACAAGCAGGUCGAGGCCAAGAAGAAGAAGGCACCUUCCGGCAUGAGCUUGCUCGGUGGCAUGCUCGGCCUGAAGCCCUCCAACAUGAGCCUGAUGGUCGCGCCUGAUGGAGAGCAGAGCCCUCAUGAGGCUCUCGCCCAGGGCAAGAUGCUCCAAGACAUUGCACGCGAGCGUGGCCAGCGCAACUACGAGUUGCUCGAGAAGGAGAUUCGUGAGAACGGUGAGAAAUGGCUAAAGGAGGAGGCCGCUAUGCAGGAGAAAGCCCAGCAAGAGGCCAUGCAGAACAUGAUGGGCUCCUUUGGCGGAUGGUUCGUCAAGGGUGACGACGCCAACAAGAAGCAGUAA